GAAGUAUGAAUUGAUGGAUACAUUUCAUAUGUAUUAAUAUUAAUAGUAUUUAAAUACUUUAUAAUAAUAAUAGACAUAUGUUUUGAUGUAUUGAGUGAAGCAAUUGUUUUACAAACCAAAUCAUAUUAAGACAAGUGAUCUACAAGUGAUGCGAGUGUUGUCACUGAAGACAUCACUGUUGAGCAACAGUGAAGUGUUGUCGUUGUUGAAGGAGAUCCAAGAGAAACGCCGUAAACUAAAGGAUAACAAACAGUUGGCCACAAUUGCAUACGAAAGCAUCAAUUUCUUAGAGGACUCGGCCGCCAACACUACCACCGAUGACCAGAUCCAACAAUUUCUGAUUGCAGUCAAAGACACGUUUCGGUUGACCAAAGCUGAGAAGUUGCAGAUUAUUAAUCAAAGACCCAUCACUUUAGUUGAAUUACAACUUCUGAUUGAGGAAAAUGAAGAGCGAUUUAGUGAGGAAGCCAUGGAUCAGUUGCUGACACUCAUAAAUAACACACUAAUCAAUACUGAUAUUCAAACCGAUGAAGACAUCGCUGAAGAUAGAGAUAACAGCGAUGAUAACGAUGAAGAUAUCGAUAAUAAUAGCGAAGAUAAUUGAUUAUUA
This is a messenger RNA of Oppia nitens, 610 nucleotides long. It is a transcript of the gene Polr3I, whose product is annotated as DNA-directed RNA polymerase III subunit RPC9-like. The transcript has a single exon. The record is from RefSeq and is a predicted model, not a curated record. Gene Ontology annotation, cellular component: RNA polymerase III complex. Bases 149 to 604 code for a protein of 151 amino acids. Gene Ontology annotation, biological process: transcription initiation at RNA polymerase III promoter. Lineage: Eukaryota; Metazoa; Arthropoda; Arachnida; Sarcoptiformes; Oppiidae. Gene Ontology annotation, molecular function: nucleotide binding.